GCAAAUCAGGAGCAGGGCAAAUCUGGAGAAAUUACAAAGGGGAGGAGUUCACCUUCCUGCUAUGGCUUUCAGGUCUGUCCUGGACUUCUUACUCCAGUAUAAAACUGAGAGCAGAAAUAUGAUCACAUCCUGAGGAGCCUAAUCAAUUCUGGUGUCAACACUCAGCCUAUUUAAAAUAGAGAAUGGGAUUGCUGUGCCUUGCUCUGCUCUGCCUGCACAUUCUCAAGACAGAGGCAGUAGUGGGCCACUGGUGCUAUCGGUCGCAGAAGUGUGAGCAGCCACAGUGUGAAGAUCCUCCUCAGUGGCACCAGGUCAGCGCGGCGUGCAGCGGGAACAGACAGUCCCCUGUCAACAUUGUCACCCGAAAUGUGGUCCAGGACAGGAGCCUGCAGCCCCUGACUUUUGAAGGGUACGAUGUGAAGGACUCUGCCAAGUGGGCCCUGGAAAACAACGGCCACACAGUUAAAGUGGCGCUAAGCGCAUCCCCUAAAGUGGGAGGAGGAGGCCUGAGGAGAAAGUACAAGGCAGUAGAAUUCCAUUUGCACUGGGGAGUCCCAGGCGAGCCACAGAACAUCCCUGGCUCAGAGCACAGCAUAGAUGGAGAGAAAUACCCCAUGGAGCUUCACAUCGUCCACAUAAGAGAAGAUGCUUCAGAUGUGACAGAAGCCAAGAGAACUCCAGAUGGUUUGGCUGUUUUGGCCUUCUUUGUCAAGGCUGACGAAGAAAAUAAAAACUAUGCAACUCUAUUGAGUAAAUUAGAGAAUAUUAAAUACAAAGGGCAAUCAGUGCAGGUGGAUGCUUUGCCACUGAGUUCCCUUCUCCCACCUGAGGAAGACCUGGGCAGGUACUAUCGCUACGAGGGGUCCCUCACCAGCCCUGACUGCUACGAGGGCGUCACCUGGACGGUGUUUGAGAAGCCAGUGGAGCUCAGCCUGCCCCAGCUUUCCCAGUUCGCAGUACUGCACUUUGAUGGGAAGAACUCCACUCCCAUGACGGAGAAUUUCCGGCCAGCUCAGCCCCUGAACGGGCGCAAGGUGCUGUGGUCGGGUGCCGGCGUCGCCCUGCCCACGGCAAAGCUGCUGCUGCUGCCCCUGGCUCUGACCUGCACCCUCAGCUCUCUGUCCCACUGAGCCUCCCCCACCUCACCCAACAUCCCGGGCUUUUAUUUGUUGUUAUUUUUUGCUGUUCUUUGUCUCAGCCUCUCCAUGGAUUGUGUCCCAAUACAGAAUAGCCUUGUCCUCCUCCAGACACCGACCAAGGACUUCUGUGCCGCUCUGGUGAAACCCAAACCACCAGAACUCAAAGGAACUGGGAGAUAAAGCAGUGAAAAUUCAAUUUUAAAAGCCAGUACACUUAGAGAAAGCGUUAGUCUGGGUUAUCCUGUAGUUUGAACCCAGCACUGGAAGGAGCUGCACAGAGAACCUUGGAAAGGAAUCUGUCCUUAAGUGCCUGUGAAGGGGUUGGUUUGGAGCACGUUCAACGCUGCAGCAAGUCUGGCAGUGAAAUGUGGAGCAAUUCCUACAAUCCCACACUGUCCUACCUGAAGGUACAACACAGAGCAGAGAUAAAAUGCUCACACACAACCGAGCAGCACCUGGCUCACCCCCUCCAGGGAAGGGCACCCACCCAACACACAAAUCCCCCUCCUUCCUCCCGAAUAUCGCAGUUCAUUUCAGAUAAGGACACGGGAUUCCUUCCCUGCGGGGGGCUCUCAGGUUCCUCUGUUAUUUAUUCAUCCUUCUCCGGGAUGCCAUGGCCAAUGCGAUGUGCUGGGCAAGCAGCAGGGAGGCUGAUCCUCACGGACCAGAGGCACAUCUGUGGAAAUUCCCUCUCUUUGGAGGGCUCCUUUUGAAGCAGGAGACUCUGAUGAUCCUUUGUAGUUGUUAUUUGCCUAAUAAAAUAGGACAGCUCAAGGAAUGGCUCUUUCUUAUAUAUAAAUAUAUAUAUAUAUUUCUUUUAUAUACAUAGUUUUUCUAUAGUAACCUACCUGCAAUAUUCACAUACGGUCAGGAUUCAUGGUUUUUCCCAAGAAGUUUGUAGUUUGAACCAGUUCCUUCAGAUCUUACCCAAUUACUUAUAGAAAAUAUGUUGGGAAAUGGGCUUUCCUUAUAUUAUUCCAGUUCACUCUCUCUGAAGAGGGAUAUAACAUUUCCCUUUGGCUAUGUAACAUGUUACAGCUUCUUUUAGGAUUUUAGAUUUUGGCCGCACCAAAAUAGGAUUUCAUAUUAGCAGAUUUGUAUUUAUUUUCCUUUAAGGGCAGUGUUUGCAGAGAUGACUUUAUAUAUUUUCAGGAAAAUCCUGACAGUGAGAGCAACCACACCUCACCAAAAGGGGGGAAAUUAUUUUCAUAUUAAUCAAUCAGUAAAGCUUUAAAAGAAACCAAAAAAACCCAGAGGGGAAAGCAAAUGAACCUAUUUAAGUUUAAAUGAAAGAUUAAUACUUUAACUGUAUUUUUAUGUGACUGAAAAAUCUUUGAAAGAACAAACAGAAAUGAAAUAUUAAAG
Molecule: messenger RNA, 2504 nt
Organism: Hirundo rustica (Barn swallow)
Lineage: Eukaryota; Metazoa; Chordata; Aves; Passeriformes; Hirundinidae
Gene: CA4
Product: carbonic anhydrase 4
Exons: 8
Coding region: 183-1130 (315 amino acids)
Cellular component (GO): plasma membrane
Molecular function (GO): carbonate dehydratase activity; zinc ion binding
Source: RefSeq, a predicted model, not a curated record